Messenger RNA from Trypanosoma cruzi, 335 nucleotides. RefSeq names its product trans-sialidase, putative. The record is from RefSeq and is a predicted model, not a curated record. The annotation marks the transcript as partial. NCBI's taxonomy places the organism in Eukaryota, Euglenozoa, Kinetoplastea, Trypanosomatida, Trypanosomatidae. Gene Ontology annotation, molecular function: exo-alpha-sialidase activity. The transcript has a single exon.
GCGCUCAUGCUGCAGGACGGCACAAGGGCUCCGUGUACGUGGAUGGUGUGAUUGUGGGGGGCCCGGAGACGAUACCAACACUUGAGACGCAGGGGUUUGAAAUCCCACAAUUCUACGUUGGGAGCGACGAGGGAGGCAGCGGCAGCGAUGUGACGGUGACGAACGUCUUUCUGUACGACCGCCCACUGAGUGUCGAUGAACUAAAACUGGUCAGGAAAAGCGACGCCAAAAAAGGCAAAGGUGACGGCUCCAUGCGUGGGGGCGUGUCUCGGGUGCUGCUGCUGCUGCUGCUGCUGCUGGGGCUGUGCGGCUUUUCGGCCCUUUACGGGGCGUAA